AUGUCUUUCCUUCAUAAUCAUUCUUGCGAGUGCGUUAAGUCAGAAUUGGAUUUGUUUGCACUACCGUCUACACAAACUAGCAUUGAAAAUGGAUUGUGGAUUCAUUAUAAACCAAUUUCAUCUCUUGGUGAUGAUGGACCUAUCGAGUUUCAAGUUCCUGGGACCGGCGAUGACUACAUAGAUUUGUCUCAUACAUUACUCCACAUAAAGGCAAAAGUAUUAAAUCAAGAUUCAACUAACUUGGUAUCUACUACAAUAGUAGCACCUGUAAAUAAUUGGCUGCAUUCACUUUUUAGUCAACUUGAUGUUUAUUUAAACCAAAAACUUGUAUCACCACCUAAUAAUAUCUAUGCAUAUCGAGCAUACAUGGAAACCCUUUUAAACUAUGCCCCUGCUGCUAAACAAUCUCAUCUUACUUGUAGUCUUUGGUAUGAGGAUACAGCAGGAAAAAUGGAUUCUGCAGAUGGUAAAAACAUAGGAUUUGUUAAAAGACAGGAAUUGAUUAGUGAAAGUAAGGAAAUAGAAAUGAUUGGUCAUCUUCACGGUGACAUUUUUAACCAAGAUAAAUUUUUAAUUAAUGGUGUUGAAAUGAGUGUUAAAUUGGUUCGAUCAAGAGAGAGUUUUAAUUUAAUUGUUGGGUCAAACGAUGUAAAGUUUAAAGUUUGCAUUACGGACGCAACUCUUAUUGUUCGACGAGCACGAAUUAAUCCAAGUGUAUUACUCGCACAUCAAAAAGUUUUAGCUUCUACCACUGCUAAAUAUCCUAUUACUCGAGCUGAAGUAAAAGUUUUAACAAUUCCUUCGGGUGUUCAAGGAAAAACUCUUGAUAAUAUAUUUUUAGGACAGGUACCGAAAAGAUGUAUAAUUGGAUUUGUGAACAAUUCUGCAUUUAAUGGUUCCCUUACUAAAAAUCCAUUUAACUUUGAAAACUAUGGUAUUAAUUCUUUCAGCUUAUAUAUUGAUGGUCAACAAAUACCUUCAAAAGCUUUGCAACCAUCUUUUAAUAAUAGCAUAUUUACAUCAGCAUAUCAUACUCUAUUCUCGGGAACUGGUAUUCACUUUCUUAAUGAAGGAAAUGGAAUCUCUUGUGAACAGUAUGGCAAAGGUUACUGUCUAUUAGCAUUUGACUUAACUCCUGAUUUAUCAGCUAACUCAUCAACUCAUUGGAAUCUCAUAAAGCAUGGUAGUGUAAGAAUAGAAGUACGAUUUGAAUCCUCAUUAAUACAAACAAUUAACUGUAUAGUUUAUGCUGAGUUUGAUAAUAUUAUUGAGAUAGAUAAAAACAGAAAUGUUACUGUAGACUAUAGUAGUUAA
This is a messenger RNA of Parnassius mnemosyne (clouded apollo), 1314 nucleotides long. NCBI's taxonomy places the organism in Eukaryota, Metazoa, Arthropoda, Insecta, Lepidoptera, Papilionidae. The record is from the annotation of a GenBank genome assembly.